This is a messenger RNA of Hemibagrus wyckioides, 1379 nucleotides long. RefSeq names its product RLA class II histocompatibility antigen, DP alpha-1 chain-like. The record is from RefSeq and is a predicted model, not a curated record. The transcript is spliced from 4 exons. Lineage: Eukaryota; Metazoa; Chordata; Actinopteri; Siluriformes; Bagridae. Gene Ontology annotation, biological process: peptide antigen assembly with MHC class II protein complex; antigen processing and presentation of exogenous peptide antigen via MHC class II; immune response. Gene Ontology annotation, molecular function: MHC class II protein complex binding. The coding region runs from base 78 to 812 and encodes 244 amino acids. Gene Ontology annotation, cellular component: membrane; MHC class II protein complex.
GUAUGGGUGUGUGUGUGUAGAUUAAAACUCUGCAGUGUCAGUGUGAACACAUUACUCUACAGUGGAACAUUAACACGAUGGAGCUCUGUGUGAUUCUCGUCCUUUUAACCGCUCUGCCAGUAAACUCUGUGUUUGUGUACAAGUUCACUGCACUGUUAGGCUGCAGUGACUCUGUGGAUGAAGCGAUCUUAUUAUACGAUCUGGAUCAGAAUGAAAUAGUCUUUGUAGAUUUCAAGGCCAAGCAGCAGUUCGGUCGACUUCCUCCAUUUGCAGACCCCAUCGAUUUCGAACAGUUGUUUGCAGCCAUGUAUGACCAUGCCGUUGCUUCAAAAACCGAGUGCAUUCAAGGCAUGAAAAACUUGAUUGCAGCAGCAGACAGUCCACCUGAGCCCAAAGUUCCUCCAGAGUUCAGCAUCUACACGAGACACCAUGUGGUUCCUGGAGAAAAAAAUAACUUUAUCUGCUUCAUAAGAAAUUUCUAUCCUCCACACAUCACGGUGAAUUGGACGAGGAACGGUGUGUCGGUGACAGAGGGAGUGUACAUCAGCCAGUAUUCAAUAAAUAAUGAUGGAACUUUCAAUUCAUUCUCCACCCUGACCAGUACUCCGAGGGCAGGAGAUGAAUACAGCUGCACGGUGGAGCACGAAGCUCUGGACUCGCCUCAGAUUAGAACAUGGGAUGAAUCGGUUGAACCUCCAUCUGAAACUCCGAGUGAAACUCCGACAGUGGUGCUUGCGGUGGGAAUUGUGGUGGGAAUUCUGGGAUUGGCCACGGGAAUGUUCUUUGUCGUUAAAGCAUCAUGUUUCCGAUAAGUUCCUGUUACAGCACUGAAGUUCAUUACUUUCUGUAAAUUUUCAUGAAUAAAUGUACAUUUUAUCCAUUUAUAGUUACAUUUAAUGUUUGUGAAGCGAGUCAGUUCCUGUUGUCUCUACAGUUAUAGCAGCUAUAAUCAGUGUUUCCCUCAGCAGCUAAACCUCUUAUCACUUCUAAUAAAAAAAAAGCUCCAGAUUGGAUGGAAAUCCCCGGCAGAUACAGUAAAAAUACCUUCUGUGGUGUGUCUGAGGCUGGAAUGUGGAGGAGGAAAUGUUUUUGUGAAUGUUUUAUUUCACUAACUCUUGUACUGUAUCUUUUUAACUCUGAGUUUCAUAUUCAACUCGUCCUUCAGGUUGUAUUGUAUUAUCUCUCAUCAUGACCUCAUUUACAGGAUUUAUUUACUCUAGCAACACUAUAAACAUUCACAGUGAACUAUUCCCUGAAGAAAGAAUGCUUUUAUGGAACUAUACUAAAGCUGAACUAAAAUAUCUGAUGUAAACGUGAUGAAAAUAAAGAUUUUUCAUUUCUGUCCUGAAACUGAGCACAACACUUUUUUAUUCUAAAUG